CAAACGGGAAUAGAUCCCAAAGUGAAGAACUGUAAAGUUCGUAUAAAACGACCUGGAGAUAGUCGUAUUUUCUCCAAACCAAAAAAAUCGAAUACUGUUAGUGAAGUUGUACGUUCUGACGAGGAAAUCACAGCUGAAGCAGCUGCAAAAGAUAUCUUAAGUCUAGAAAUUGAACAUGAUGUACUUCCGAUGAUCGAUUGUAAUUAUUUGAAUUUGGAAGGUACUAGCGACACCAGUGAAGAGAAAUCAACUUCUGUUACAAAUAACUCCCGAAAGUUCAUACGUAUAAGAAAGAAUUAUUUGCCAGCUGGGCUCUUCUCAGAUUUCUUUAAAAAAGAAGUAACUGAAGCUUUAAAGAAAAACUAUGAAAAGUCUGCGAAUGAUUCUCAACUUCUUGAUAGUAACAUCAUUGCCAAACCAACUUCUUUGCUUCCUCCACCACCAUAUUGUGAAAAAUACCUACGACGUUUACAAAGAGACUUUGAACUUCCGUUCGAUGUUUGGUGGGCAUACAAAAAUUCCAAACUACCUAUAAGAAAUACUGUACCAUCUUGGAACUAUAGAAAAAUACGUGUUAAUAUAUACGCUGAUUCUGUGCGUCCUAAUCUAGCAGGUUUCGACCAUCCUACUUGCAACUGUAAACAUGAUAUUGGCUGCGGUGACAAUUGUCUGAAUCGUUUGGUUUACACAGAAUGUUCCCCAUCAAGUUGUCCUACACGUGAAAAAUGUCACAAUCAAAGAAUUCAACGUCAUGAAGUUGCACCUGGUGUGGAACGUUUUAUGACUGAUAAUAAAGGCUGGGGUGUACGCACAAAGUUACCUAUACAAAAAGGUACCUACAUAUUAGAAUAUGUUGGUGAAGUUGUAACGGAGCGGGAAUUCAAAGACCGUAUGGGUACGAUUUACUUAAACGAUAAUCAUCAUUACUGCUUGCAUUUAGAUGGUGGUCUGGUAAUAGAUGGACAUCGAAUGGGAAGUGAUGGGCGUUUUGUGAAUCAUUCAUGUUUACCGAAUUGUGAAAUGCAAAAAUGGUCUGUGAAUGGACUUUCGCGUAUGGCACUGUUUGCAAAACGAGAUGUCGAAGAAGGCGAGGAACUCACAUAUGAUUACAACUUUGCAUUAUUUAAUCCUUCUGAGGGUCAACCAUGUCGUUGCAACACUCCACAAUGCCGGGGCGUUAUUGGAGGAAAAUCACAACGUAUAAAACCUUUACCAAUAGAAGCAAAACCAAUCGAGCCUAAUUCUGUAAAGGACGGUCAAAAAUGUCGGCAACGUAAAAGAAAGGCACGAAAAAAUGCUCAACGCUUGCAUUCAAAGGACAUUGUUUUAACUCGCACACAACAUUUAUCAGAAAAAGAAAAGAAGAUGGUCAUGCAAUACAAAAUAUUUUUAAUAAGAAAUUAUGAGAAGAUUCGACGUUGCAGAGCAAAACAAAAUCUGAAUGAUAUGAAGACCAGCGCAAAUAUAGCUUUACCUACUUCUAGUACGAGUUCUGUAGAUGUUAGCAAUCGUAGACCUUCAACGCCACCUUCAUUGGCCGCACAAAUUUCUGCUUUAUGCUCCAAUCGUAAUAUAAAAACUCGUGGUUUGAGUGUUGCGGUUCAAGACCCUGAACUAGAAAAAAUGGCUAAAAUGGCCGUAAUAUUACGUGACAUUUGUGCUGGUUUGGAAAAUAUACCAGAUCCGCAAAGUGAAACAACAAUGUUAAUACAACUACUUACAACUAGCAUCACAGGAAUUAGUGGUAAAAAGAAAAAAGCAGCAAAAAACUCACUGAAACAAGAGGCUAUUUCAUUAAAAAAGGUACAAUGCAAUAUAGAGCAAGGUUUCUAUAAGGAACCUUCAGAAUUUGAUAAUGAUAUGCAGAAAUUAUUUGAGAACUCCAAAAAACUUUUUCACAAAGACGAUACAAAGUUAAAUGCAUUGAACACACUAAUAUCCGAAUAUGAAAACAUAAAACAAGAGCACUAUAAACAUUUAUUAGAGUUAAACUUUGUUGAAAAUGAACUUAAAAAUUUUCGCCCAAGUAACUUUGAGACGAAAGACGAAAUUGAAAGUUCUAUCGACAUGAAAAUUACAGAUGAAACAAAUUUAACAUUACUCAGCACUGCAAGCGACAAAGAUACAUCAACAAAUAAUGAAGAUAUCAUAAGAUGUAUAUGUGGCCUUUAUAAAGAUGAAGGUUUAAUGAUACAAUGUGCUCGUUGCAUGGUUUGGCAACAUACCGAAUGCACAAAAGCAGAUAUCAAUGCCGAUCAUUACAUGUGUGAAAAAUGUGAACCACGUGAAGUCAACCGUGAAAUACCAUUAGAAGAUUUCACAGAGGAUGGUCAUCGUUAUUAUCUUUCACUGAUGCGUGGUGAAUUGCAAGUGCGACAAGGUGAUGCAGUCUAUGUUUUGCGUGAUAUUCCAAUUAAGGAUGCUGAUGGUAACAUAGUGCCGAAAAAGAAACAUACUUACGAAACAAUUGGCAAUAUCGAUUAUAAUGAGUGUGAUAUAUUUCGUGUGGAACGCUUAUGGAAAAAUGAAGUGGGUAAACGAUUUAUCUUUGGACAUCAUUUUUUGCGACCACAUGAAACUUUUCAUGAACCAUCAAGGCGUUUCUAUCCAAAUGAAGUUGUACGUGUGCCAUUAUAUGAAGUAGUGCCAAUUGAGUUGGUUAUUGGUCGUUGUUGGGUACUUGAUCGUACAACUUUUUGCAAAGGACGCCCAAUGGAGUGCGUAUCGGAAGAUCAUUGCUAUAUUUGUGAAUUGCGUGUGGAUAAAACUGCACGUUUCUUUUCCAAAGCAAAAGUAAAUUACCCAAUAUGUACCAAAAAUUAUGCGUUUAGGAAAUUUACAGAAAAACUAAAAAUUUCGAAAACUUAUGCGCCACACGAAGUUGACCCAACUAUGCUAAAAUCGAAAAAACAAAAAAAUGAAAUUGAAUCUACUAUAUCAUCAGCUUCUCCAAUUUCAUCUUUAUCUUCCAGAGAUACAAAUAAAACCCCUCAAAGUACUCGAAAAAAAUGUGGAGGAGUGCAUUUGUUCAAACCAAUUCCACCAACACAACAAGUUAUUAAGGAGAGACGUGCACGUUUGGAAGUAUUUCUCAAUAUGAUGAAACUCAAGUUUAAGAAUACUCAAUUGACCAAUGAGCCACCAAGCGACUUAUCUUAUUUAUUAUCAGGACGUGGUGCAAGGCAAAGAAAAACAGCAACUAUAAUUUCUACGACUAGUGUGCCUACCUAAUUUUUUUUUUAUUACUUAUAUAAUAAUUUAUCUGUUAUUUAUUGCAUGAAUAUAUAAUUUAACAUUAAUAAGUGGUGUGUGUAAAUUUAUCUGCACAUGCUUUUUUUAACGUACUUCAUUUUUAUUUUAGUUUUUUUUUUAAACCUGUUAAGAGGGAUCUUUACACCUUCAUAGCUUAGACUCUUAAUGGUACCUGUAUUAUAGUAGUCAUAAUAUACCCUGCGGAAGCUAGGCUAAAACACACUAAAUACAUAAAACUUAAUUGUUAACUAAUAAAUAAAAUAAUGCUUUCAUAAAAUUCAGAUACUGAAUCAUUUAUAUAGCAAAAAUAUACAAAAUAUAUA
Messenger RNA from Teleopsis dalmanni, 3575 nucleotides. Its product is annotated as histone-lysine N-methyltransferase ash1-like. The record is from RefSeq and is a predicted model, not a curated record. Lineage: Eukaryota; Metazoa; Arthropoda; Insecta; Diptera; Diopsidae. The transcript has 5 exons. Gene Ontology annotation, cellular component: nucleus. Gene Ontology annotation, molecular function: chromatin binding; protein binding; histone methyltransferase activity. Bases 190 to 3231 code for a protein of 1013 amino acids.